AUGAAGACAUUUGCUAUCCUCUCAGGCCUCACUGCGCUGGUCGCAGCCGCCCCUCUUCACCCUGAUUGGCCAGGAUUCCCACCCAAAGGAGCUGGGUUCCCUAUGAUGCCCUGCCCACCCGCCAACGGUACUUCCGGUGGCCAGAUACCAGGCGUCGCGAUGCCUACUGGGGUUGCAUCUCCUGUUAUUCCUGACGAAUCUGAGGAUCCUCCAUAUCCCGCUCCCUCCGAGGAGAUCGAAGACCCUGAAGAGACGGAUGAGUACGAAGAUACUCCUUAUCCCGCUCCGUCUGAAGAAACGGAAGAGGAGACCGAGGACCCUGCUCUCCCGGAAGAGACUGAGGAGACUGAAGAUCCUGCAUACCCUGCUCCCUCUGAAGAGACGGAGGAAACCGAGGAUCCUGCUCUUCCCGAAGAGACUGAGGAAACCGAAGAGGGGGACGUGAUUGCCUCUCCCACUUCUCCGGCAGAUGAUGCCCCUGCCGGCGCCUACAAACGCGCAGCUCAACUUGGCGAUCUUCCUAGCUUUGGAGGCUUUGGUGGGUUUGGAGGUAGUACGGGUGGUGCUGGUUCUGGCUCGGGGUCUGGUUCUGGCCUUGGAUCUGGUCUUGGGUCUAUCUUCGGGGGUUCUGGCAGCACCGACGCGGGCUCUGGUUCCGGCUCUGUCACUUCUCCUCCACCAGCUGAAGCAGGAACUGACUCAGGCUCUACUCCUUCUACUGGAACCACGGGAACUACCUCAGGAUCCGUCGAUGCUCCUCCAGCAGCUGAAGUAGGAUCUGAAGCCGGCUCUACUCCUUCAACUGGCACUACUGGAACUACCGGAACUACCUCUGGAUCUGUCGAUGCUCCUCCAGCAGCUGAACCAGGCGCAGAGGCGGGCUCCACUACCCCCACUGUUCCUGAUGUAGCUCCUCCAGCAGGCGGAGCAUCUUCUGGCUCUGGCUCUGGCUCUGCUUCUCCAUCAGGAGCUCUUGGAUCUAGCUCUGGUUCUGGUGUCGCUGCUCCCUCAGGAGUUAUGGGCUCUGGAAGUGCUGCCGCUACGGGUCUUUCUCGAUCUGAGAUCGCUCGUCGCAAGGCCCAGUACAACGAUCAGCCUUUGUACCCUGUGCCAUCCGCCAGCUUUGGAGAAGGGGUUGCCAUGCCGACUGGUAUGCCUGUCUUCGCACUUCCCACUGCGGUUCCGACUGGUGCCGCGCCUGUUGCGUCUUCUGGUGUGAUGCCGCCUACAGUCUACUAG
Ramularia collo-cygni is the source of this 1239-nucleotide messenger RNA. RefSeq lists its product as uncharacterized. The coding region runs from base 1 to 1239 and encodes 412 amino acids. NCBI's taxonomy places the organism in Eukaryota, Fungi, Ascomycota, Dothideomycetes, Mycosphaerellales, Mycosphaerellaceae. The transcript has a single exon. The record is from RefSeq and is a predicted model, not a curated record.